Aspergillus affinis is the source of this 1848-nucleotide messenger RNA. RefSeq names its product methylenetetrahydrofolate reductase (NAD(P)H) MET13. The transcript has 3 exons. Gene Ontology annotation, molecular function: methylenetetrahydrofolate reductase [NAD(P)H] activity; FAD binding. The record is from RefSeq and is a predicted model, not a curated record. Gene Ontology annotation, cellular component: cytosol. NCBI's taxonomy places the organism in Eukaryota, Fungi, Ascomycota, Eurotiomycetes, Eurotiales, Aspergillaceae. Bases 1 to 1848 code for a protein of 615 amino acids. Gene Ontology annotation, biological process: tetrahydrofolate interconversion.
AUGCACGUCAAAGAUAAGCUCGCCCAAAAUGAAGCCGCGGGGAGGACCGGAAUUUCCUUCGAGUUCUUCCCCCCGAAGACUGCUCAAGGUGUGCAGAACCUUUACGACAGAAUGGAUCGUAUGCACGCCCUUGGUCCCUCUUUCAUUGACAUCACCUGGGGUGCCGGUGGUCGACUGUCUGAUCUCACCUGCGAGAUGGUGAACGUAGCGCAGUCGGUGUAUGGCCUUGAGACCUGCAUGCAUUUGACUUGCACAGACAUGCCGACCGAGAAGGUGGAUUCUGCUCUCCAGGCAGCCUACAAGGCCGGCUGCACGAACAUUCUGGCUCUCCGUGGUGACCCACCUCGUGAGAAGGAGACGUGGGAAGCCACCGAAGGAGGAUUUCGUUACGCCAAGCAUCUAGUGAAAUAUAUUCGGGACAAGUACGGGAACCAUUUCGACAUUGGCGUGGGAGGUUAUCCAGAGGGAGCGGAUGACAAUUCGGAUGUUGAUCUUCUGAUCGACCACUUGAAAGAGAAAGUCGAUGCCGGAGCUUCAUUCGUGAUCACGCAGAUGUUUUACGACACGGACAACUUCAUCGAGUGGGUGAAAAAGUGCCGGGCCAAAGGCGUUGACAUACCGAUCAUCCCCGGUAUCAUGCCCAUUCAAACCUAUGCCGCAUUCAUUCGUCGUGCCAAUUGGACGAAAUCCCGAAUCCCACCCGAGUGGCUUGAGAUCCUCGAGCCUGUCAAGAACGAUGAUGCUGCUGUGAAAGACAUUGGAAAGGGUCUAGUGGCAGAUAUGUGCAGAAGGCUUAUCGCAUCCGGCAUCAACCAUCUGCAUUUCUAUACCAUGAACCUUGCUCAAGCUGUGCAGCUGGUGCUUGACGAAUUGGACCUUAUGCCAUCUGAAGAGACUCCCAUCCAGAGACCUUUGCCCUGGCGGCCAUCUUUGGGUCUCAACCGCAGAGCCGAGGACGUCCGACCUAUCUUCUGGCGCAACAGAAACUCCUCUUAUAUCGCACGUACACAGACAUGGGAUGAGUUCCCCAACGGCCGAUGGACUGACUCCCGCUCGCCUGCCUUCGGUGAACUUGACUCUUAUGGCAUCGGUCUCAAAGGCACCAACGAACAGAACAUCAAGCUUUGGGGAGAGCCCAAGUCUAUUCGCGAUCUUGCUCACAUCUUCGUUCGUUACUUGGAAGGGAAACUGGAACGACUUCCCUGGAGCGACACACAGCUCAGUUCUGAAGCCAAUGUGAUCAAGGAUAAGUUGAUUGAACUCAACAACCGAGGUCUUCUCACCAUCAACUCACAGCCCGCUGUCAAUGGUGCCAAGUCUUCCCACCCUGUGUACGGAUGGGGUCCUAAGAACGGAUUUGUGUACCAGAAGGCAUACCUUGAACUUCUGGUGCCUCCCUACUUGCUUGACGAACUCAUUUCGCGCAUUGAAAAGAACGAAGACCUCACGUAUCACGCCGUCUCUAAGACUGGUGAGCUGCGAACCAACACUCAGGACAGCCCCAAUGCUCUGACGUGGGGUAUUUUUGCCGGACGAGAGGUUGUUCAACCUACGAUUGUGGAAACAAUCAGUUUCUUAGCCUGGAAGGACGAAGCCUACCGCCUGGGAGAGGACUGGGCCAAAUGCCACGAGGCCACAACCCCGAGCAGGAAAUUGAUCCAGGGUGUUGUGGAUGAAUGGUACCUGGUCAACAUUGUCAACAACGAUUUCCACAACACUUUCAGCCUCUUUGAGCUAUUCGAUGGCUUGGACCUGAAGGAUAUUGAUACCGAGGUUUCUGCCGACAGCGCAGAGUCCAAGCAGCCCCCUGCCAAGGAAGCAGCUCCAGAAGUUGCCGUGAAAAACUAA